AGAGAUGGACGUGCUGGUGAGCCGCUCCACUUCGGUUCUGCGUUCAUUUCACUAACCGUUCACUAAAGCGUUCAAGAUCAUCAGCGCGUUUAAUAAAGGACGCAGUUCGACUCUUUCCAUCAUAGGAUCUCAAGCCAGCAGAAUGGCAGGCACGGUGAGCAGCUCCAGGGGCUGCGUGACGCUCCGUGGCGCUCAGAUCCGGGACCUGCUGGACGCGAAGCACAACGUGCUGUUCGACUGCGACGGCGUCAUCUGGAACGGCGAAACGGCCGUGACCGGGGCUCCGGAGGUGGUCAGUCUGCUCAAGCAGCGGGGCAAACGGGUGUUCUUCGUCACCAACAACUGCACCAGGCCGCGGGAGAACUACGUGCAGAAGUUCUGCCGCCUGGGCUUCACCGAUGUGGCGGAGGAGGAGAUCUUCAGCUCGGCGUACUGCUCCGCCGCGUACCUGCGCGAUGUGGCCCGGCUGCAGGGGAAGGUGUAUGUGAUCGGCUGCGGCGGGGUGAUGAAGGAGCUGCAGGACGCCGGGGUGCCCGUGGUGGAGGAGGAUAGUGCCGCCGACCGGGAGCCGGGCACCAGCAUCUACAACUGCCCUCUGGAUCCGGAUGUGAAGGCUGUGCUGGUGGGAUAUGACGAGAACUUCACCUUCAUGAAGCUGGCCAAAGCCUGCUGCUACCUGAGGAACUCUGAGUGCCUGUUCUUGGCCACCGAUCCGGAUCCCUGGCACCCGCUGAGAGGAGGCAGGAUCACCCCGGGUUCUGGGAGUCUCACGGCCGCUCUGGAAACGGCCAGCAGCAGGAAGGCCACGGUCAUCGGGAAGCCCAGCCGCUUCAUGUAUGAAUGCAUCGCUAGUCAGUUUGACCUGGAUCCGGCGCGCUCACUGAUGAUCGGCGACCGCUUGGAGACGGACAUUCUGUUCGGCAGCAACUGUGGGCUUUCCACCGUCCUCACGCUCACGGGCGUCUCCACGCUGGAGGAGGCACACAGAUACAGAGACAGCGAGGCACCGGAGCAGAAGGACUGUGUGCCCGAUUACGUGGUGGAGUCCGUGGCGGAUUUCCUGCAGGCGCUGGAGGAGUGACCACACAAACACCACCGCUGUAUUCGCAGUUUCAAUCCCGAUGCUGUUUCUCAACAUGUACGGUUAAGUGUCUCCACGGCCUGGUUAACGUCACCCCAUGAAUAGUCGCGUAUCUGUCAUGAAUCUGAUGACAUGGAUGUGUUUGAGACACCGGACACUCACCUUAAAUGUUCUGCUGAAGUGUGAGUAAAUGAUGACAGAGUUCUACGUAAAUAUACUAUUUCAAAAUA
Molecule: messenger RNA, 1311 nt
Organism: Megalobrama amblycephala (Wuchang bream)
Lineage: Eukaryota; Metazoa; Chordata; Actinopteri; Cypriniformes; Xenocyprididae
Product: pyridoxal (pyridoxine, vitamin B6) phosphatase
Exons: 2
Coding region: 143-1081 (312 amino acids)
Cellular component (GO): cytoplasm
Molecular function (GO): phosphatase activity
Source: RefSeq, a predicted model, not a curated record